CAUUCCAAUUUUCAGCAUACUGAAAUAAAAAUACAAACUUUGACUUUUAAUAUUUUUGAUUCAUUAUUAAACUCAAGUUGGAUAAUCAUCCUUCAAUAAUGCUGAUUUCAAUAUUAAUAAUAACAUGAUUCAUCGUCUAGGGUCUUUUUCUACAAAUCUGAAAGAAAAUAUAUAUAAUCAAUAUCUUCGAUUAUGGUUUAAAGAACCCAUUGUCAAAUUAUUGUCUUCAUCACCAUUUCCUCCUACCCACCACGGUUAGAUCUCUCUUUCUCUCUUGUGAUGAUCAUCCAAUUGUGUUAUGCUUACAAAGUGUUUGUUUAAAUGCCAAAGAGAAAUAUUAUGCUGAAAUUCUUAUUAUCUGGAGUAGUAGUAGUUGUUGUUGUUGCUGAUAUUGAAACUUUGAUUCAGAAAAAUCAGACAAGUUUGAAUUGAUCCAUUGAUUUGGAUAUUGUUGACAGAUCAUUAAGCCUUCCAAUAAUGCUUUCACUCAAGGCAUGUUUCUGUUCUAAAGCAGCUGGUCAAAGUUAUGAAUUUGAUGAACACCUUAAUCUUGCCUCUGAAACAACUUUUAAUGUGAAUGAAGUUGAGGCAUUAUAUGAGAUGUUCAAGAGUGUAAGCAGUUCGAUAAUAGAUGAUGGUCUCAUCCAUAAGGAGGAAUUCCAUCUUGCUCUUUUCAAUAAUGGCACUAAGCAAAAUCUUUUUGCAGAUAGGGUAUUCAAUUUAUUUGAUCUUAAACGAAAUGGGGUCGUCGAUUUUGGAGAGUUUGUCAGAUCAUUAAGCAUUUUUCAUCCAGAUGCUCCUCUCGAUGAUAAAAUAGCAUUCAUGUUUAGAGUCUAUGAUCCGAAGCACAAUGGCUACAUAGAUCGCGAUGAGCUGAAAGAGAUGGUGCUGGCUCUUCUAAACGAGCUAGAUUUGUCGGUUUCAGAUAGCGUGGUAGAAGAUAUGGUCGAUAAAGCAAUGAUGGAGGCUGACAAAAAGGGAGAUGGUAAGAUCGAUUUAGACGAGUGGAAACAACUUGUAGCGAAGAACCCUUCACUUAUUAAGAACAUGACAAUUCCAUAUCUGAAGGAGAUAACUCUGGCAUUUCCAGAAUUUGUGGUUACUACGAAAGUGAAAUCGCCAGAGCUGGUUUCGAGGGAGUCGUACCAUCAACGAUCAAGCUAUUCUCCUGACUCCACAGUUGCGUCUCCUCCUAUACCACUUACUUAAUGGAUGAAGUUUUGUAUACUAACAGUUGUAACAUAUGGUUUGGAUGUAAACACAAUUUUCUUUUUGUAAAUUAUCUUUAAAAUAUGUUGGCCAUUGAACAUGUAUACUAUCAGGGAUAACUGAAUUUAUACUUACCUUU
This is a messenger RNA of Impatiens glandulifera, 1348 nucleotides long. RefSeq names its product calcineurin B-like protein 7. The record is from RefSeq and is a predicted model, not a curated record. Gene Ontology annotation, molecular function: calcium ion binding; kinase binding. Gene Ontology annotation, biological process: calcium-mediated signaling. The transcript has 8 exons. Bases 478 to 1209 code for a protein of 243 amino acids. Lineage: Eukaryota; Viridiplantae; Streptophyta; Magnoliopsida; Ericales; Balsaminaceae.